Molecule: messenger RNA, 1985 nt
Organism: Rattus rattus (black rat)
Lineage: Eukaryota; Metazoa; Chordata; Mammalia; Rodentia; Muridae
Gene: Fam178b
Product: family with sequence similarity 178 member B
Exons: 15
Coding region: 7-1704 (565 amino acids)
Source: RefSeq, a predicted model, not a curated record
CCCAAGAUGCAGAUGCCUCGGGACUCAUUCCCCACUGACUGGAGCCCACCACCUGUAGAGUUCCUAAACAAGAGCAAGAAAGUACCUCCUGCUAGAAGGAGGCCCCUGGAGGACUUGGAGAUGGACCUUCCAGAUUCAGACCAGAAGGUGGAGCUGGCCUCACUGGAGGAGCUCUUCUGGAACAUGUCAGGUCCAAGCCAACAACAGGCUGGGACCCCGGAGGUUUCGUCUGGGGGCUCGGAGUGCUAUGUCAAUAAUUUAGAUUACUUACUGCAAGAAAAGAGGGAGCAGGCCCUGGAGCAGGAAUGGGAGCAGCUGCUGCAGCAGGAACAUCCCAGGCUGGAGUCCUCUACGCGUGAUGACGACGACAGAGAAGCAGUGCUCACACCUGAGCACAGGAUGCUGGUGGAGAAGUUCUCCGUGUCCCUGCAGGUCAUUCCACCAGUGCACCCAGGUGAAACUGUAUUCUUGCCUAGGCGUCACCCUUUGCCUUGCUUCCUGGACUCCUCUAGUCUAAGGCCACACAGCCAAUUGGAAGAGCUCUUCCUCAGGUCCUCACUGCCCGAGCAGCUCUCCUUUCUGCACAAUGGCUUCCUGAGCAACCUCUACCUGCAUGCUGCUGAUUGCCCUCGGCCUCUGCUGCGGUGGCUGUUCCAGUUGUUAACAUGGCCUCCAGAAACAUCUUCGAGAGCAUUUGGUCUCCUCUGGGAUCUCAGUAUAGAUGGGCUGUUCCGUCAGCCUGAUGAAGACAUGCGUUUGUGGUAUCCCUCACUGCAAGAGGUCAAGGAGGUGUUCCGCUGCCUGGGAGCCUACAACCCUGCCCUGUACCCGCAUGGGCCCUUCCAGCACAGCUCAAGGGCACUUGAGAGUGAGGCCAGCCUGGGCUGCUGGGAACCACAGGAUCCUCCCCAGGAAGUGGCCUUGGACAUUAAGCUGAGCUACAUCUACAGGUUCCUGAUCCUGUGUUUCCUAGUCCAGCCAACAUCCUACACUGAUGCCAGCAUCUUAGGCCUGAUGGAGCUGUUGUGUCGCGCAGGCCUGGACGUGGGGUUGCGCCUGCUGCCCAAGACCGACCUCCAGCAACUCCUGCUCCUGCUGCUGGAGAACAUCCAAGAGUGGCCUGGAAAGCUCCAGCCCCUGUGCUGCGCCCUGAGCUGGGUGUCCGACCACCACCACAACCUGCUGACCCUCGUACAGUUCUUCCUGGACGCGACACCCCGGGGCAGGCAGCUGAGAAGUCAGCUGAGUCUCAUGGUUAUUGCCCGGAUGCUGGGUCAGCAGGAGUCACUUCCUCUCUGGGGAGAGAAGACCCAGCUAGCCUUGCUCAGCCAGCUCCUCAGCCUCAUGAGACCAUCAUCCCUCAGGCAGUGUCUGGGCUCUGAAACCUUGCCAUCCAGUCCAGGGCAACAGUCAAAGGCCAGUGCCGAGCUAGACCACAAGGUCUGCUAUCUGUGCCACAGCCUCCUGACACUGGCUGGGGUCGUGGUCAGUAGCCAGGACAUUACUCCCGAUCAGUGGGGUGAGCUGCAGCUGUUGUGCAUGCAGUUGGACCGCCACAUCAGCACCCAUAUCCGGGAGAGCCCCCAGGCCAUGCACCGGACCAAACUCAAGGACCUGGCUACCCAGACUUACAUCCGCUGGCAGGACUUGCUGGCCCACUGUCAGCCCCAGGGCCAGUACUUCAGCCCUUGGAAAGACAUUUAAAGAGACAAGAGACAAGUGGCCCAAGGCUCUGGAAGAGAACUGUAGGAGAAGAGUGGAGCCAGAGUCAGCCUGGCAUGCAGGGAAGCUAGACGACUGCCACUACCCAGCACAGGGUCCUUGUGUCCCUGACCAUCCUGCCCAUGAGCUCCCUCCCUUGAGGGCCCGGUUGUCUUUUCUCUCCCGAGCCCUCUCUGUUGGCUACUGUCUUUCCCACACCCUGCUUUCUCUGCCCAUCUUGAAUAUGAUGUUCAUUUGUACAAAUUAAAGUGUUGUUUCCAGCA